Annulohypoxylon truncatum is the source of this 993-nucleotide messenger RNA. RefSeq lists its product as uncharacterized. The coding region runs from base 99 to 884 and encodes 261 amino acids. The transcript has a single exon. The record is from RefSeq and is a predicted model, not a curated record. NCBI's taxonomy places the organism in Eukaryota, Fungi, Ascomycota, Sordariomycetes, Xylariales, Hypoxylaceae.
CACGCCGAGAUACCGACUGGCCGUCGUUAUACUCGAUCAACACCACACAAUAUCCCAUCUACUGACUCCCAUUUUCGUCUCUUUUGUUUACCUACCUAAUGAUUUCCUCGAGCCCUAGGUACGAAUCUCCAUCGCUUCUCCGUGUUUUGCACAAAGGCAUUUCCCAAAACACGUUUUCCUUCUCUUCCAUUUCUUCCUCACGCAACCGCAAAAUCCUCACUUUCUUGCGUCUUCGAAGAAAAAAAAAUCAUCAACUUCAAAAAAUCAUUUACCUACUCUCACUCUCAUCAUUACUUACUAUCAAUCAUACCCUUACUCCAGGUCAUGGAGAACGUGGAAAACUUCGGUCUCGAAAGCGCCCACCGUCGCCGCCCUUCCAUCCGCGUAGUCAUCUCCAGAAGCAACAUCUACGGCUCCGCCCACACCACCAUGCAAGUGCCGCCCGUAGUCCAGUCGAUGAACCCGGCCAUCAUCGCCGCGGACGACAUGUGGAGCGGCGACGGCCCCGUCGGCCUAUUCGCCAUGGGCAUCGAUCUCGACACGCCCCGCGACAGCCUAGACCUGGACUCAUCCGAGUCCGCGCUUCUCCUCGGCAACCACGUCGCGGUCGAGACGAAGAGCAAGAAAGCCAAGGCCUCCGGCCUCUGGGCCAAGCUCAAGCAGAAGUUCAAGCGCAGCAAGUCGCCCGGCGCCGGCCCGCACCACCACCACCACCACCACCCCUGGCAGCGCGUCGUCAGCGGCGGCUUCGGCGGCAUCCUCGUUGGCAAGGAGACGAAAGUCGAGACCGAGGACAAGCCCGCUGCCGGAUUGCCCAGAUCGAAGACGACUGCGGACUUCCGCCCUCCGCGCCCCAUCUCGACGAACUGGAAGGCGGCUCAUGACGAGCUGCUGGACAUGGGCGACGAGCGUGACAAGAAGCCCGAGAAAACGUCAGAGAAGAUCGGCGGGCUCGUUCGUUCUAUGUCCGCGGUGUUGCCUGGCCGACAUUGA